Messenger RNA from Malania oleifera, 3078 nucleotides. RefSeq names its product receptor-like protein 53. NCBI's taxonomy places the organism in Eukaryota, Viridiplantae, Streptophyta, Magnoliopsida, Santalales, Ximeniaceae. Gene Ontology annotation, molecular function: protein binding. The coding region runs from base 1 to 3078 and encodes 1025 amino acids. The record is from RefSeq and is a predicted model, not a curated record. The transcript has a single exon.
AUGGGGUGGUUUCGAUGGCUAUCUCUUUUAGGGUACAUCCAUUCAUGCAUGCUGAUGUUGCAUUCUCAACCAUCUGCUUGCUCGUCAUUCCCCUUCUCCUUCUUCCUUAAUCAAUCUUCUUCUUUUGCUGCUGCAACUGCUGUUGUUGCAGCUGCUGGCCAUCGUCUGCUAUGUCCCCAUGAAGAAGGUUUUGCUUUGCUCCAAUUCAGCCAAUUGUUUUCCAUUGAUGAUUUGUUUGCUCCUUCAGAAUGCCAACGUGGUCAUGCUUCCCACGCAAAGACGCUGUCCUGGAAGGAGGGGAGCGAUUGCUGCAACUGGCAUGGUGUCACCUGCGAUUAUGUCACUGGCCACGUAGUCGCCCUCGACCUGAGCUGCAGCCUGCUCUUCCUCAACUCCAACAACAUCAAUGGCAGCUCCCUCUUCUCCCUUCACCAUCUCCGCAAGCUCAAUCUUUCUCGCAACAACUUCAAUGGGUCACAAAUCUCACCUGAAUUUGGGCUUACUCUAACCAGUUUGACCCAUCUCAAUCUCUCCGACUCUGCAUUUGCAGGCCCCGUUCCCCCUGAACUAUCUCACCUUUCCGAACUGGUUUCCCUCGAUCUCUCUUACAAUCUGCUGACAUUUGAAGCUCGCAGCUUCAAAACCCUCCUUCAGAACCUGACUGAAAUAAGAGAGCUGUUCCUCAAUGGAAUCGACUUGUCUGGUAAUUCCUUCGCGAAUCUAUCUUCCACUUCUCUCACAUCUCUCCGUCUCUCUAAGACUGAGCUGCAAGGGGAAUUCCCAUUUGGCGAUAACAUUCUCAGAUUACCAAAACUUGAGGUGCUUGAUGUUUCCGGGAACCCUAAUCUCACCGGUCAUUUUCCUCCGAAUGUUGUGAACAUGACCAGUUCCCUGACGUAUCUGGAUCUCUCCAGCUGCAGCUUCUCUGGUCCAAUUCCUACAUUUCUACUUGGUAAUCUCACAAAACUCACCUAUUUAGAUCUUUCACACAACAAUUUCGUUGAUCAAAUUCCAGACUCUUUUGCUAAUCUUGAAAACCUAACAAUUUUGAGACUCAAUGAUAACAAUUUCAGCGGUGAGUUCCCAUCAUCAACGUCCAAUCUCUCACAACUUGAAGAAUUCGACUUGUCUAAUAAUCAAUUGACAGGCGCUCUUCCGUCUCAAGUAAGUGGGUUUUCAAAUCUCAUCUUGCUCGACUUGCAGAAUAACUCUCUCAAUGGCUUAAUACCAACUUGGUUAUUUGCUCUACCAUCCUUGUUGCACUUGUACCUUAGCCAAAAUCAACUCACAGGUCCCAUUCAUGAGUUUCAGUCUUUUGCAUUUGAAGAGAUAUAUUUGUCAAACAACCAGCUCAGUGGUCCCAUCCCAAAUUCAAUCUCUAAGCUCCAUAAUCUGACUCGUCUUUAUAUUUCAUCAAAUAAUUUGGAUGGCAUUCUUGAUCUCAAUUCUUUCUCGAAUCUCAAAGAGCUCAUUGUUAUUGAUCUUUCAUAUAAUAAGAAUUUGUCAUUGAAUGACACCAAUUUCAUUAGUCUUCCCCUACCCAAUUUAUCUGAACUAUAUUUGUCCUCCUGUAACAUAACUAAGUUUCCAAAUUUAAAAGGCUUGGAAACAUUGGGAUCUUUGGACCUCUCUGUCAACAAAAUCUCAGGAGACAUCCCCAAAUGGACAUUCAACAUGUGGAAUUAUUCCUUAUCUUACUUAAAUCUUUCUUUUAAUUUCUUGACACGUUUGAAUCAACAAUUGCUUCCGUGGAAUAAUUUGCAGUUUCUAGAUCUUCAAACGAAUUUGAUUCAUGGAGAACUUCCAAUUCCACCGCCAUCUAUGUCAUUCUAUUCAUUUUCAAACAAUAAAUUGACAGGAGAGAUCCCUUCAUUUUUUUGCAAUGCGAGUUACCUUGAAGUUCUUGAUUUGUCCGACAAUAGCUUAGGUGGAACAAUUCCGCCAUGCUUGGUAAACUUUAGUUAUAGACUUCAAGUGUUGAAUCUCCAUAUGAAUCAAUUUCAUGGCACCAUUCCUGAUAACUUUCCAGAGGGAUCACACACCUCUCCAUUUUUGCUCAGGAAUCUUGGCCUAAACGACAAUCGGUUAGAAGGACCAAUGCCACGAUCUAUGGUCAAUUGUUUGAAUUUAGAGGUUUUAGACAUUGGAAAUAACAAGAUAGAUGACACAUUCCCCUAUUGGCUGGAAAGCCUUCCGCAAUUGCACGUCCUUGUUAUGCGAUCCAAUAAAUUUCAUGGUGACAUAGUGAGUACUUCCAAGACACAAGUUUCUUUUCCUAAGUUGCGAGUCAUCGACUGCUCUUCAAAUCAUUUUACUGGUCUACUACCAUCAAAAUAUUUUGAAAGUUGGACAGACAUGAUGAAUGUUGAUGAAUUUAAAUAUAGAUUGAGCUAUAUUGGGGGCCCUGAAUAUUAUCAAGAUUCCAUAAUGGUGACAAUAAAAGGCUCUGAAAUUCAAAUGGAAAAAAUCCAAAUAAUUUUCACUGUUAUUGAUAUGUCAAAUAAUAAUUUUCGAGGAAAGAUUCCAACAAAUAUUGGAAAGUUUAAAUCACUUCGAGGGCUCAACUUUUCACACAACAACCUUGCAGGUGAUAUUCCAUUGUCAGUGGGAAAUUUGAUAGCACUUGAGUGGUUGGAUUUAUCUUCAAACAAGCUCAGGGGAGAGAUUCCUAAGCAAUUGAUAGGUUUGUCAUCUUUAGCAGUCUUAAAUCUCUCACAAAACCAACUUUCUGGGUCUAUUCCUCAUGGCAGCCAACUUGAUACAUUUUCAAACUCUUCAUAUUCUGGAAACUUGGGAUUGUGUGGGUUUCCUUUGUCAAAGACUUGCACAAAUGAUAAUACAACAGAACCACCUUCUUUCAUGUUCCAACAAGAUAACAAUUCUCAUUUGAUAAGUGGAUCCUUUUGGGAAGCUACAUUGAUAGGAUAUGGUUUUGGAAUAGUCGUUGGAUUGGUUGUGGGUUAUCUCAUGUUUAUAACGAGAAAACCUAAUUGGUUGGUAAAGGGAGUUGAAGGAGUUGGACAAAAGAAGGUAAAAAGGCUUAGGAGAAGCACCUAUAGAAGAGGAAGAGGAAUGUGA